UUGACAUCAAAACACAACACGUGCUGCUAUCGCAGAAGUUUUUCAUCUUUUCAUUUUAUUAUAAAAUCCUUUAAAUUAACAUCAAAUACACCUAAAAAUUAGAUGGCAACUAAUAUCAAACUGAAAGAAGCUUUCGAAGCUGAGUCCCAAUUCGGUGCUUUCUACACUGGAGGAACCGUCGCCUGGACAUCUAAUGGAGAGGAAUUCCUUUGCCAAGAUGUUGGCAAAAUCAACGUUAUCAAUAUCGAUGCAGGGAAUGUUGUUAAUUCUAUCGGUGAAGUGCAAUCUACAGAUUUGGAAGAGGAUGUUGUGUAUACGUUCGCUUUAAGUGCCGAUGACUUGCACGUUCUAACUGCUCACAAAAGUGGCCUCUUGAAGAUGUGGGAGAAACAAACAGGUACAUUGGAAAAAAUGUGGAAAAGUGCUCACAAAGGUCCUGUUGCCAGAUUAGCUUUUCGUAGCCGAGGAGGAGUUGUUGCCUCUGGUGGGUCAGAUGCGUCGAUUCGAAUUUGGGACUAUGAGCGAAAGACAUGCCUGUGUGCUCUGCACGAAAGCCAAGGAGUGGUGGCUCUGGUGGUGUUCCAUCCAGACACAGAAAAUACACUGGUAUUUGGUUCGGGAGAUGACAAUAAGAUCAAUUGUUGGGAUUACGCCACCAAAACUCUUAAAACCACUUUCACCGGACACUAUUCCAAAGUCACUGCUAUCUCCUUUGAUCCAGAUUCAAACAUCUUGGCCUCUGUGAGCAGAGAUAAGGUCUUGAUCCUAUGGAAUGUCGAUAGCGGUGCACAGGUAAAGGUACUUCCCCUGUACGAAGGCCUGGAGGGAGUUUGUAUCCUCCCCAAGACUCUAAAGCUGCCAAAUGGAUUUGACUUAGCUGCAGCGGAAAACAAAGGUAAAACAUUCGCUGCUGUAGCUGGAGAACAUGGUUGCAUUCGCGUUUGGAAUUGCUCCGAUGCCAAAAACAUAUACACCCAGACGAACAGUUCUGUUUCGAAAGCUUCCGAAGACGGAGGCCUAGCAGUCACUCAGUUGCUGCAAUGCCACAAAACCAACCAACUGGCUAUGGUAACCGCCGAUCACAACAUCAUGGUGCACAACAUCUCCACUUUUCAUUGUGCGAAGCAGUUGAUCGGUUUCAGUGAUGAAAUACUUGACGUUUGCUUUGUAGGCAAGAACUCCCGCUAUUUGGCAGUGGCCACAAACAGUUCUGACAUCAAAUUCUACGACACAACCAACAUGAAUUGUUCCAUUCUCAAAGGACACUCUGACAUUGUACUGGCUCUGGCUUCACACAAAAACUUUUUGCUCUCCUCGUCCAAAGACAACACCAUCAGGAUCUGGGAGCUUGAUCCCGGAUCUUUUAGUGUUAAAUGCGUUGCUAAAGGAACGAAGCACACCUCAAGCGUGGGUUCGGUGGCAUUUGGCAGAGUCACACAUACGAUAUGUGCCUCGGCAAGUCAAGAUACGUGUCUUAAGGUGUGGGAAGUGCCGAAGAAGUUUGCAAAUAGUUCGACCGAAGAAGUGGAUCUACAUCCUUUGGUGUGCACAACAACGGCUAUUGCCCAUGAGAAGGACAUCAACUGCGUGGCCAUUUCCCCCAACGAUCUUAUUGUCGCCACAGCUUCGCAAGAUAAAACAGCAAAGCUUUGGGAUAGCAAAACCUUGUCUCUGCUCGGAGUUCUCCGUGGGCAUCGUCGUGGAGUGUGGUGCGUUCGGUUUUCACCGAUUGAUCAAAUUCUUCUGACCACUUCGGCUGACUGCAGUCUUCGGAUGUGGUCCCUGACCGAUAUGACUUGUCUGAAGACCAUCCAAGGCCACGAGAGUUCAGUUCUGCGGGCGGAAUUCAUUUCCAAGGGUAUGCAAUUGGUAUCGGCAGGGGGCGAUGGACUUAUAAAACUUUGGAACAUCAAAAGCAGUGAAUGCACCUUGACUUUGGACAAACACGAAGCACGGAUAUGGACACUGGCGGUGGCCCACGGAGAAACACAUUUCUUUAGUGGAGGAGCUGAUUCGAAAUUGAUUCGAUGGAGGGACGUAACAGAGGAGAAAAAACUGACUCAAAUCCAGGAGCGUCAAGAAUUGGCUGCCCAGGAGCAGGAACUGAGCAAUCUUAUAGCUCAGAAAAAAAUGUUAAAAGCCCUUCGAUUGGCUUUGAAAUUGGAGAAGCCCCAUUUGACUCUAAAAAUCAUCAAUACCGUUAUCAAGAAUAAAGAAACCGGCCUUGAAGAAACCAUCCGGUCACUUAACGAACUACACAAAGAGAGUCUAAUGCGACAUGCGAUAACGUGGAACACCAACAGUAGAAAUUGUCGACCAGCACAGUUGGUAUUGAAUAUUCUGAUAAAUUUGGUGUUGGCGAAGGAAUUCAAACCAUCGGGCCUGGGAAAGAUGAUAGAAGAGACCUUACCCUAUACAGAGAGGCAUUUUAAGCGGAUGACGGAGUAUUUGAAGGAUUUAAAAUUUAUUGAAUUUACACUUAAGUGCAUGCAACCUCACGGUGGUGGCAUGGAAGUAGAUGACGUAGACAAAUAAAAUAUUUUAAGAUAAGA
Molecule: messenger RNA, 2552 nt
Organism: Eupeodes corollae
Lineage: Eukaryota; Metazoa; Arthropoda; Insecta; Diptera; Syrphidae
Product: transducin beta-like protein 3
Exons: 2
Coding region: 103-2535 (810 amino acids)
Biological process (GO): endonucleolytic cleavage in 5'-ETS of tricistronic rRNA transcript (SSU-rRNA, 5.8S rRNA, LSU-rRNA); endonucleolytic cleavage to generate mature 5'-end of SSU-rRNA from (SSU-rRNA, 5.8S rRNA, LSU-rRNA)
Cellular component (GO): nucleolus; small-subunit processome; 90S preribosome
Molecular function (GO): U3 snoRNA binding; protein binding
Source: RefSeq, a predicted model, not a curated record